Entamoeba dispar SAW760 is the source of this 2154-nucleotide messenger RNA. RefSeq lists its product as uncharacterized. The transcript has a single exon. The record is from RefSeq and is a predicted model, not a curated record. NCBI's taxonomy places the organism in Eukaryota, Evosea, Mastigamoebida, Endamoebidae. The coding region runs from base 1 to 2154 and encodes 717 amino acids. Gene Ontology annotation, molecular function: protein binding.
AUGAAAAGGUCAGUGUUUGAAGUUGUUUAUUUGGCUAAAAUAUUAUUGAAAUUUUCUACAUCCAAUGAUGUUAAAAAUUUUAUAAUGGUUUCUCAUAAAUGCGAAGAGGCUGUUAAAUGUUUAAAAGUUAAUCCAUGUUUCAUUAAUGACAAUUCAUUUAAAUGGUUUUUAAACCAUUUUCAAGUUGAAACAAUUGAUUUUGAUAAUUGUUUUUUUAACGAAAUUGAAGUAUUUAAACGAUGUAAAUUAAUUAGAAAUCCAUUAUUUGAAAUUUUUAUGAAAAAUGGUCAACUUAAUGAAGAAUUUAUUAGUUGUGUAUUUCCAAAAGUUAAAAGAUUAUAUAUACAAAAAAGGAUGAUUGAAUGUGAUGAUGAAAAAAAUGAUCAAUUAUUUAAAGAAACAUUUUCUGUUAUUAUUAGAUAUAGUAAGUUAUUUGAUCAAUUAGAUUUUCUUGAAGGAGAUUUAGAAUGGAUUACAAUGUUUAUGGAAAAUUAUACUAAUAACGGUGUUGACAUUUAUAUUAAAAUGCCAAAGAUAAUUCAUAUUACUUCAUACAAUGGGUUUGCUAUUAAACUUGAUGAAACUGUUAUUUCUUUAAUUGAACGUUUAGAAAAAUGUAUCCCAAAUAAUGGAUUAUCAAAUGUUAGUUUAUUGGUAUUACAACAUCCAGAGAAUAAAGAAGUAUUAAUUCACUUUAAAAAAAUUAGGUAUUAUUAUAGGUUCAUAAGUGAUGAAAUGUGUAAUGAAUACAGAGAUCAUUUGGAUGUAGAAAAAGGUACUUCUUUUAUUAAUGGAGCAAUGAAAAAUAAUUCUAUGAAUGAAAUUAUAGAAAAAUCUUAUCCAAUAUUAGUUUUUUAUAGGUAUGUUCAAAAUAGAGAAAAAGAAAAUUGGACAGUCCCUAAUUGUAUUAAAAUAAUUAGGUUUGAAAGAAAUAAAACUCAAUGGGGGUUAUCUCAAAAGGUUAAUGUAAGAAUGGAAAAUGUAGAACAAUGUGUUGUUUGUGAUUGUAUUUCACUUAGUUUUGAAUUAGAUACAUUCUUUUCAUUAAAAGAACUUUCUAUUCAAAUGAGUGAAUCAAUUCAAUUUACUCAGAUUCAAUUUAAUCAAUUAAAUAAACUGUUUAUCAAUAAUUCUUCAAAAAUAAGAUUUAUUGAUUGCACUUUUAAUGUGUUAAAAGAAGUUAAAGUAUUUAACUCACGUCGUAUUUUAAUACCAUCUAACUUAAAUGGAAUAGAAGAAAUAUCAUUAGUCAAUUGUGAAGACUGUACAUUUAAUAUAUUUUCAUUCAAAAAUAAGAAAGUAUAUAUUGAAGAAUCGUAUGUUAAUUUUGGACAACAGAAAGUAGAUGAUAGUGGUAUUAAUAAUGAGCCAUUACAACAAUUUAAUAAUAAUAUAAAAUUUAAUGCACAACAAACUGAUACCCAAGUUGUUUCAUCUUUUGUUUGGAAUGAAACUAAUGAAAAUAAUCCAAUGAAAUUUGCUAAUUUAGAAUUGAGUCAAUUCAAAGAAAUGAUUGAAAGUGUAUUUGAAUAUCCAUUUGAUAAAAAUAAACUUGAUAAAAAAGUAUUUAAAGUAAGACCAUUUGUACCUCCAAUUUCUUCUCAGAUUAAAAUUAAAAAUAGAAAGAUUAUUCAAACAACCUAUAUUUCUGAUGGUGAUAUUAAUAUGGCAGUUUCCAAUAAUUUUUAUACUGAACAAAACAAACAACAACUUUUUAAUUUUAUGACUUUAAAUGGAGAAUGUAAGACAAUUAAAAAUAUAAGAUAUUUUGAAGUUAAAGUAAAAGGUGUAAGUUUUGUUUCUAUUGGUUUAAUUGACACAAAACGGUACUUUAGUUUUGAUAAUUGUCAUGUUGGGUGGAACCAAUAUUCAAUCGGAUAUCACGCUGAUGAUGGUAUUAUUUUUAAUGGGUUCUAUAAUAGAAUACAAACUAAUCUUCCUUAUGGAAAUGAAGUUGGUAUAGAAAAUGUUGGUGGUUGUGGAUAUAACGGAAAAACUCAUGAAGUUUUCUUUACUAGAAAUGGUGUUAUAGUUCAAAGUAUUACCCUUGAUUGGGAAUCUAUUUCUGCUGCUAUUGCAUGUGAUCGGUUUAAUGAAAUUAUGGUAAACUGUGGAGAAGAACCAUUUAAAUUUGAUUUAUCGAUUUUUGAAUAA